Messenger RNA from Gigantopelta aegis, 13391 nucleotides. Its product is annotated as eukaryotic translation initiation factor 4E transporter-like. Gene Ontology annotation, molecular function: mRNA binding. Gene Ontology annotation, biological process: negative regulation of translation. The transcript is spliced from 24 exons. Gene Ontology annotation, cellular component: nucleus; cytoplasm. The record is from RefSeq and is a predicted model, not a curated record. The coding region runs from base 231 to 4415 and encodes 1394 amino acids. Lineage: Eukaryota; Metazoa; Mollusca; Gastropoda; Neomphalida; Peltospiridae.
UGCGCUAAUCCGGGCUUGCUGAAACAUCUAAAUGUUGUUCAAAACUGGGAAUUAUUCGUUCUGUCAUGUUUAAAAUGUAUAUUUAAUCAUUCUUUAGCUUUACAAGUGUUCAUUUUGUGUAUAAUAUUCCCAAUAUUUCAUUACUUCAGUUGUUUAUUUAGUAAUCCAAAGUAACUUGUGGCAAACCUUUUUGAAACGACUGGUUGAGAUAUUUUUUGUGUACAUAUAUUAUGGAUGAAGGGAGACAAAGCACACCUAGCACAGAAGAUGGUCAGGAGAAUCCCAUGCGUGUUGACACUCCAGGACCCCUCCCACAGCACCAAUAUAGCCGGGAGAAGCUAUUUGAUAUUUCAGAAAAUAACGCAUCGCAAAGCAGACCAACAUGCUUAAUCAAGGAUUAUGACAAUUCUGAUGGAAUGUGGGACCCUGAAAAGUGGUUCCGGUCCAUUCAUGGUUCUCGUGAAAACUCACCACUGACGGUUGCCACGGGUGACCGUAAACGACAAAAUGAUGAUAGAGAAACUUUCACAAGAAGGCGUUCUUCAGAUCCCAGAAUAGAGCGAAUAAAAGAAGAAGAGCGAGAUGGCAUUAUUCUGAGUCCGCAGCGACGUAGUUUCGGCACUGGCUGUCAUGUGUCAACACCGUUCAAUCGAACAAUCAGCCUCCCAGCAGAAUCAUACAAAGAAAAUGGCGAUAGAGAUAGAGAAAGACGGGAACGGAGAAUUGGAAGUGGACGUAUUCAGAUUGACAGGGAUAUAGGAAGAGAGCGUGAUUACCGUGGCGUCCGAGACCGGUAUGAGCGAGAAGAUCGCAGGAGUGAGCGUGAUGACAGGCGAUCGGAAAGAGAUGACCGGGUGCUGGAGCGUGAAGACAGAAGGAGCACUCGUGAUGACCGGAGGAAUGAUCACGAUGACCGGAGGAAUGAACGUGAUGAUCGGAGAAAUGACCGUGUUGAUGACCGGCGGAUGGACAGAGGUGACCGCCGCAGUGACCGCGAAGACAGGCGGGUCAGCACAGGCAGCAUGUAUGACAGGAAAGAUCGCUACGAGAGAGACAGAAACAGCUAUGAUAAUCGAUCAAAUUACAAAAGUAAUUACAGAGAAGGUUCGAGAGGUCACCGCAAGAACACCCAUCAUGAAGAGGAGCCAGAAUGGUUUACCAGCGGUCCCACCAGUCAGCAUGAUACAAUUGAGCUCUGUGGUUUUGAAAAAGAAGAAACUAAUCGUGAGGAAGAGUAUGAAGAAGAGAAACAAGUCGUUCAGGCACCUGUUCAGACUGAAACCAAUGAAACCAACACUGCUGCCAUCAGUGUUACGGACAGGAAUGGUAGUCUUGAAACUAAUGAAUCAAGCUCGCCAGAAAAUUCACCCACCGAACCAGAAACAAGAUUUUCACCCAAUUCGUCACAGUUUGACUUCAACCAGUUUUUCAAUGUGAAUAACAUUCCAAUACCAGGAUUAGCUGAUGACAGUACUGUUGAAAAAGAAGCUCCAUCUACAGGUAGUCGAUUUAGUCAGUGGUUCAUAAGUCAAGCCGGUCAUGCUGCUAGUCAGGAGAACAGUAGACGGUCGUCUCUGAACGAAGAAUUUGGAUAUUUAAAUGAUAUUCUGGAGGGAUCCAAGAGUCCUGUGGUUCCAUCACCUCCAUCUAGUCAAUUGUUCGACAAGAACAAAUUCUGUGCCUCUUUCGUAAUGGAUCCUAAGGAUGGUAUUGACCCAGCUGUUAUCCAGCAUCAGAAGGGCAACCCGAAUCAGGUCGUGCAUGCUCUCUUCAACAUGGCAUCCAUGGACAAGUCCAACGCCACAAUGAACAGCCACAACUUCAGUACACAUGAUGCAGAAGCUCAGUUGAAGGCCUUGUUGUUUUCUGGAAAGAAGGACUCUGCAUCUUCCAGUGGCACAGCUAGUCCUGCAAGCUUGGCAAUGGGUGUGUCACGCCGUGCCAAGACAUUGGCUGAACUUGAGGCAGGCUUCCACGGGGACUCUCCGCUUGUUCCACUGAACAACCCUAUGCAGCGCAUGAUGAGCCCGGCACAGCGACCAGUACUAACUCCCGAGUUGAAACAAGAGGAAGACCUAACGGCCUUCAACAAGCUGCUCAGCAUGAUGACUGCAGGAGCAGCAGCAGCUGUGGCACAUGACCAGCAACAACCAAAGAAUCCUAAUAUGGUAUCACAGAUACCUAGGUCGAUGUCACCACAGCUCUCACAGUUGAUGUCUAACAAUGAUUUCAUGCAGGCCCUUAUUAGAAAUAAAGAGCAGCAGCUUCAAAUUCAGCAUCAGACAUUGCAGAACAUGUGUUUCCAGCCUCAGGUGCAGCAGCAUACGCCUACAACUUCACAGCCGUCGUUCACGCAUUCAUCGCCAGCAGGAGUCGGAAAUCCUCGCAUCAUCUCUCACGAUCCCAUCUUGAACUUCAUUCAGCAGAAUCCCACCAUCAUCACCAAACCUCCAUCUCCCGCGCCAAAUAUCCCAGCACACCUGCACAACACGUCUACUCCGAGAGUUAUCUCCCCAUUGCAGAUGAUCCCGCCGAACAUGAUGCCCAGUCAGGUUCAGCAAACUCAGCAGAGUCACAGGACGAAGAUUCCAUCGCCAAUCAUGUUUAGUCAGCAGCCUCCAAUGCAUUUGAAUGCACCAUCUCCUAUUCACCCAUCACAGUUAUCACGGACACUAGCAAACAGGAGCAUCUCGCCUCAAACCCAGCAUCUGAUUACUCCUGUUGCAAUUCGCCCACAGACUGCACGUAUACCAAGCCCCAAAGAACUGAUAGCCCACACGCAAGUCAUCAUGCAGAAUGCUCUUAUUAAAAAGCAACUUGAAGAUCAAAAAGAACGCUUCCUUAAAAAGCAGCAAGAAAGAUCUCGGUCACCAAACCAGAUGGCACAACAGAAGUUUGUAUCAGAGACAUCUGCAAUGACUGGCCAAGUGAAACCUACAAUGUCUGUUGCAUUUACCCCUACCUCUGUCAUCAGGAAGAUGCACAGUGACCGCGUUACUGAAAAAGAAAAGAGAGACUCCGACAGCAGUCACAACAUUCCAUUCCCCUUUGUUACAGACUCGCCUGUACAGUGCCCGCCCAUCAAGCAGCUCGUCAAGCCGGACAGUUUGAACGAGAACGGUGAUGACAAUGAGGCCGACCGAUCUGAAGGGGGCAACGAGCGCAAACUGGACAACUCUCAGAUCAUGUCUCAGCAGGACCAGGAGAUAAUGGCUCUUCCCGGAAUCAACUUCAGUAACGACCCGGAGCAGGUUAUGAUGCAUAUUGAGGACAAGCUGAAGAUGUCAGGAAUAUCUGUCCAAAGCGGUGUGAACAAGCCCAUGCCUAUCCUAGGUGCACUUCCAAAGGACAAGGGAAUGCGGCCAGUCGUUGGUCAGAGACCCAUGCAGUGCAGCAUGCCUCAAAACAAUGUAGCAAACACCAUGCCCCCGAUGUUCAGCACAGCACCCGUUCCUGGAAGACCCAUUGUUAAAGAUUCAGGAAGCUCAGUGCCAAAUGUACAGAGUGGCAUCCCCACAAUGCUGGCUGGAAUGACGAGUAUGACUCCAGUCUCAAUGUCAUCCCCUGGCAACGCACGACCUCUUACUGGCAUGUCCGCAGCAACACCAACUAUGCGCUCAGAUGGUCAGCGGGCAAUAGUUGGAACAAACUGUACAGUCGGAAAUGAUAUGUCGAAACUUCUGGAGCAGCAACGCUUACAACAGCAGCAGCAGCAGCAGCAACAGCAGCAGCAGCAGCAGCUGAGACAGAUUCAGAACACUCAGCUGGGUCGACCUCUGGGAACUCCAGUGUCAGCACAGUCGUUUGGUGUGCCAAUCACUGGUCGCUUACCUGUGCAGUCGAGCCUCCCACCGCCAUCUCUACCACCACCCGUUCACCCAGUAGCCGCAAAUGCCCUUCUCAUGCAGCAGAUGAUGCAGAGGAACCUAGCACCAAAUGCAGCUAGUGUUAACGCCAUCAAUCAGCUGAACCAGAUGAACCAAUUGAACCAAAUAAACCAGUUGGUGGCAUUCCAGGCUCAGCAGAGAAUGGUUGACCCUCGGUUGCAGGGAGCCAGGUUUCCUCCGGUUGUGUCGCCUAUGCUGAGUCCUAGGAGCAGUGUGGCUAACAGUAUUGGCCUGACUCCUGCAGGGAAUCCUGCUAUCAGUGCUGUGCUUGGCAGGGCCAUUUCACCUCAUGUUAUGCCAGGCCAGAAAUUGAAUCUGAAUGGCCCAUUGUCACCUAACAUGCAGUCGACACCUAUAACUUCAAUGAGUGGAAACAAAGGCAUUGGCAGUGACCCGCACAUUUUGAAAUGGUUCAGCCCAGAAGUUCUUAAGAAUCAGCUGCCAACCAUGCCGCCACUUCCAGUGCAAGGUCAGAAGGUGCUCACCCUGGAUGAUCUGGAAGGGGCGCGACAGGCUCUUACCAACUGAACUAGUGUUCCUCUCUUGUGAUGGAUGGAUUGGUGUGAUACACAAACUAGUGCAGUCUCGUUGGUUUUGUGAGAGUCUGGUUGUAUUGCAAGUUUGUCCUAUAUUUUGUUAUUUGUGAGAAUGAUGUGAUACAGUGGUCUGAAUCUGCGAGUGAAUGGUGUGUAGUCUUUAGUGCUGUGUACAUAUUAUAAAUAGUCUGUAAAUAUCAGUAUCUAUAUAUGAUGGUUUUUUGACAUUCUCACGAAUCCCAGUUUUUGAAGUAUUGAACAGCAUUCACUGUUAACAAGAAAAAAAUGAAGAAGUUAUAUUGAGUAAAGAUGUGGAACUUUCAAACGGUUUGGAUGCAAUAGCUGUUUUGUAGAAAAUGUUAUAUAGGCUAUGUAUGUUUAUGCUUACGGGAAAUAAGAUAUUGCCACAAGUUACUUUGAGAAAUUAGAUACUUUUUCCUUUCUUUAUCAUGUCAUGUUCUUAUUUUAAUGUAAACAGUAUUGCCAUCACGUUCAUACAUUUUGUAGUGUGAAGAAGAGCACUGCAUUUCAUUCCCAUCCUGUGAACUUUAUUUUGUUGAAAAUGUAUUUUUUUUUUUUUUUUGGUUUUUGAAAUGGAAAGAUAUUCCAUAACUUGUACCUCGUUCAAGUAGCUUAUGUAAAUAUGUCGUUUGUUUAUGACAUUGUGUGGUGUUUGUGAAGUGUACAUAGUUUUUUUUUUUUUAUGUAUGUUUGUUAUUGUGUCACAGUUCAAAAUGCAUAUCUUAUAUUGUGUGUUGUCUUGUACAAAGUGUCAAGUUUUUCUGUGUGUCAAAGUGUCAACUUUUGGUCUUUAAUUUGGUAUGUGAAUUUUUGAGUCUUUUCUUCUUCUUUUUCUUUGUUUUUGUGCCCCCAACUACUAAAUUCCUUUAUGCACUGACGUGAAGUGUCUAAUGUGGUGUCUACCUAAGUGUUGUCUGCAGUCCCGAGUAACUUGUUAAAUUGUCAUUUGUCAAAUUUAAAUCGUAUAUAUAUAUAUAUAUAUAAGCUAAAAAAAAAAAUGUUUUUAUCCAAUUUGGUUAUUUUCUUCAAUAUUGAAGAAGAUAUAAUAUGGAAGAAAAUUACCUAAUUGCUGCUGUUAAUACAUAAUUGAUGCAAGUGUGUUGUGAAUUGAGAGCUUCAUUUUGUUCUGUAAAUACCUUCAUUGUACGUGUAGUUGUGUUGGUAUAAAGUAGAGGUUAAUUUUAUGUCGUCGUCAAAAAUGUAGGAAGAAGGAAAGCCUGAAAAUAGCUUUUGAAAGUUAUAAAUACAGAUAUAACUGGCAAGCUAUUUUCUUUGGAUGUUUGCCAUUGAUUUUCUUAUUGUAACAGAAGUGGACAAUUUUAGUAAGAGGAAGAGGUGAAGAUCGAUCAAGAAUUUGAGGUGCCCGCCCAUUAUUUGCAAUACUGGAAGUGACAGCAAUGUAAUCGAAGCCAUUGUCAGCACUACCAGGGAAGAGUGCAGAAGUCUGUGGUUGGACAAUGAGAUCUUUCUACCAGUGCCUACCAAAUGUACUAGAACAUCAUCAGUAAUACAGAGAUGUGUGCUGUUCAGAAUGAAAUUGAACACUUUACCAAUAAGUCCAAUAUUUGUAACAUGACUGUCAAGUGAUUGUGUCUCAAAGAAUUGACCAGAUUUUCCAACAAAGAUGUAAGUCACUUUAAAUCUGACACCUUAUAACAUGUUUACAAACAUAAAAUCCCCAAAGAAACAUGUACUGUAUGGCCGUCAAAAAAAAGAGAAAAAGAAUGCAGAUGGUGACAAAAUCAUUUGCGAAGAUAAUAAGAAAAUAGACUGUCAAUUAUAUCUACAUUUAUUAAUAUAUGCGACACAGCAAUGAAGAUCUACACAGAUGCAUAGUACAUGCAGAUGGUGAAAUUGCUGUCGACAGCCAAUACAAUUGGAAUGGUGAUUGAGGUUAUGGUUGUAAAAUAUAGUGGGCUUGGAAAUUUCGUCACAUUUAGGCGGGAAAUAUGAUUGCCGAGAUUCCCCAUAUCUAGUAGGGAGUGGAUGUUUACAAAUAUUCUUGAAGAUCCGUACUGUCUGACUGUGAUUGAAGACAGUGUUGUCUUUGUGGUAAAAAAGAAGCUGCUGCUGGAUACAUUUGACCAAAACAGAGCUUCAUCUGUCCGAACAUAUCAAAAUAUACCUCUGGGUUGGGGGUUUUCAGAAGAUUUCGAAAGUAAUUUAACCAAUAAAUCAACCUCCACUGAGGAGCAUUUUAUACCAGCACUACUACAUAUGCAUUAUUAAGUACAUGUAAUCACUGGAGAGUGCUGUGGUAUUUCUCUUAGAUCUUCUGUUGUGGGUUGUAUUCUUUUAACACUUACAUUAUCUUCAUAUUGUCUGAAAGGUCAUUAAUAGUUGUUUCAUCAUCAUCAUCAUCAUCAUCACCUCAUAUUUUGGUCAGAUACUUAAGUAUAUAUAAUUAUCUAUAUAUUUCGUACACUAACAAAUAAUAUAUGGGAAAUAAGUUAAGUUUAAAAAUUGGUUUUAAACUAUUACUAGUACUUUGCAAUUACUGUUAUUUAGAGGGGUUUUGUUUAAAAAAUCAAAAAAAUCAUCUUUGUAUUGUUUGUUGUAGCUGUUUUAAAGGAAAACUAUAAAACUAAUUUUAUUAUUUCUAAUAAUUUAAAUUUAAAUGAGAAGAUUUAAAAAACACAAAAAACCUACAAGUUAUGUAUUAUACUGAAUAUUUUCGUUUGUGUAAAAAUAUGUACAAGUGGGCAUUAUUCUAUUUUUGUAUAAACAUGAAAACAUGGAUAAAAACCAGGAAAUAUGUAGACUGAAAAUGGCCAUUUUCAGAAUCAUAAUUAAUAGGGUAGAUAGGUGUAUGAGCAUAAAGACAUGUUAAAAUGUGUUACUAUGGAUUACUGCAGCAAAUACAGAUUAGUGGUGGGACUCGGACACGUCUUUAAAAUCAAAAGAGCUUUUCACAUUUGCCCUCAUUUGUUUGAUAUUUUGUUUUGACAUGUUGUGGUUUUGUACCAUGUUCUGUAUGUACUAGUGGACAUUUUACCAGGAAUGUGCUAUGGUUUUGACAUCGGUGUGGGAUGAGUCUUGCUUUAAACAGUCUGUAUACAUGUUUUUGGCAGCUGUCAUAAUUUAGAAUGGAGGGAAGAAUCAUUUGGAUUGUGGGGAGGGGUUCUGCUUACUGUGUUCCUACACAUUUCUUAGGUUAUUGUGAUUAGUUACUUAAUAGCUGUUAGUAGACUCCAAAAUGAUCAUUUUAACAUUGCUUCUUCUUUUUUCUUUUUCUUUUUUUUGCGCUCAUUUGAUACAAAUCUGUGUCUCUAGUCAAAUCAUCCAAUAUCUUUUAAUUGUAAUAAAAGCAUUUUCAAUUAACUUCUUGGAAUGGUAAAGACAAAACCUCACUAUCAAAACCAUAGCAUCCUCUUUAAUAAAAAUUGGUCUUUGUUUCCGAGCUAUUGAGGAGAAUCUGUUGGUACAGGACAUUUGUACUUUAUGUUCUACCAGGCCAAACUCAACAUGACACCCCUACUGAAAAGCUGAUUCAUGCCCUUAUUAGCUUCAGUAUAUCUUUGUUGACUUCAUCAUAAACAAUACUGUUAAAAUUCAAGUUUGUGGGGAUGGUGAGUGGGUGGGAAGGAUACUUGUUCAAGAAAACCAUAGUGCUUUAAAGACACUAUCACUGGAUUCAUGCAUAUUUUAAAAUGUCACUAAAAUGCCUCAUAAUUCUUCAAUCUGCUUCACUGAUGUGUGGGUGCGACCUAGAUCACUUUCAUCACAACUUUGUAGUAGGAAUAUUAGAUUAGUGUGUUUAAAAAUUCUGUGCCAUAUUCCAUGAAACAGUUUCAACAUGCAUAUAAGGCUAUUGGUACAGUGUAUUUGAUUCACCAUUGAGUUUCAUAGAUAAUGAGGACACUAGCUAAUAUUUACCAAUAAUCUACAUUGCAGCAGACGUUUCAUCCACUUGUUGGGCCAUGCUCUGUGGCGUAGGAUGAAGGAAUUGGUAAUACUAGUGACUUAUUUUUGUAGUGGUGCUUAUUGGUUAACAUGGAACAUGACAUGGAAUCAAUUGUGGCUGGAUGUAAUAUAUAAAGAAAGUAGGUUUAGUCGAUUUUUUAUCUUAAUAAAUUGAAGAUUUGUCUAAGAGGCUAUUUUUUGGUCCUAUAAACAGUGAAUGUUUACAUGUAAUGUGUCAAUGUUUGGUGCAUAUUGUGUUUGUUUUGGUGUUUUUGUGCAGUAUUUUUUGGGGGUUUAUUUUUGUGUUGUAUUUUUUUCUGUGGUGUCAUGUUAAAUACUGUGUGUUCAGUGCGAUCCUCCCCACAGUUUUCAUUGGAUUACUUUAUUGUAUGUUCUUAUUUUUCUUGUCAUUUAUGAUUGUUAAACAUGUUUUCUUCCAGACCCAGCUGUACAUAAGUUAUUUUGUAAGUUGUUUCUUUUUUUUUGUGUAUCACAGUUAUUGUGAUUUGCCUUUAAGACUGAAGAUCGGGGGUUUUGUGUCAUUAACAAACUAUAUUAUUGAGUAAAUUAUUCCAGCAAUAGAGAUGUAAUAUCUGUUUGUGAAACAUAUUUAUUUUUCUGUACAUCUGUCUGUAGAACAGGUACUGUUGUAUCGGUGACCAUAUUUCAGACAAAAAUCUAAGCCGAGUUUCCUAGAAGUUACCCUCAAAGUGCAUUUAAAUUGUUAUAAUAUUAGGUAUACAGUACUUUAAUUUGCUUUACAUAAUCUCACUAGGCAGUACAAGAAGAAGAAAAAAAAACAAAAAAAAAACAAGAAGCACAAUAUGAUUACUGAUUAAAACAUUUUUUUAAUAAAAUAACAGUAAAAUUAUUUUAUAUCUCAAUUGUUAAUUUUGUGGUUAAGUCAACAAGCAAAAAAAAGUAAAGUGUGUAAAAUUGCUGUUUUCUUGUCAUAAAAUUAAUGGAAAACAUUUCAAAAAUUUAUUUUAAAACAAUUUUUGCAAAAAAAAAACGUUAUGUAAUAUAUGUACUAAUUUCCUUUUACUUAAAAAACUGUAUCAGCACCAGAAACAUACAUUCAUUUGUCCUGUAUGAUACUUUAUUUAAAGCCAUACUUAAUAAAGUGCUAUUUAAUACUUCUGUUGAAAAAGAUGUAACGGUGAUGCAUGGAGUUGCUUUUCUUUCUUUAUUUAUUUUUGUUUUAUUUAUUUUAUUUUUGUUAUCUUUGACAGGCCAGCAUAAUAGUCAUGAAGUUCAUUGGCAUAUUUUGCAUGUUUGUUUGGUUUUUUUUUUUUUUUUUUCUUCUUUGGUUUUUUGUUGUUUUUUUCUCACAAAAACACCAUAUUUUAAAAAAUGGUAUACGUUUUUAAGAAACCUCCAGCAAGAAUAACGCCUGAUUGUUUAUGAGCACUAAAGGAGCAAGUACCAGACAAACAUAUUUGACAAUAAAUUGAAGGUACUUCAUUCAGACCUUUUUUUUUCUUUUAAAAAAAAAAAUAAAAAAAAUAGAAGUCUGUAAUAAUUAUGGAAAAUUAAAUGCCAGAUUUGGAAGCCUGCAUGUGUAAUAUUUAUGUUUUCACUAGAUCUAAACUUCUCUAAUGGUCAUCAGUUAGCAUAUGCAGAUGGUCCAUUAAAUAAUAUCAGUUAUAUUGACAGAUGAACUGAAACAGUUCAGUGUUUUAUAAUGAUUUCUUCAUUUUAAGUGUAUUUUAAUGUAGUGUCUAACUGUUAUUGUGUUUUUGAUAGGUAAAUAUUAUAUUGAAAUCUUGACUCCCAAAAGUCAGUUCCAGUGAAUACAUACUGUUCAGGUGUAAAUAUUUUUAAAUGGAUUUACCUUUUCAAAACCUGCCUUAUAACAUUUUAUAGAAAAACGAAAUAGCUUUUUUCACAUAAGUAAUACAGUAUGUCAAAAGUGUCAUAGCAUAGUUACGUGUGUGUUUGGUAUUUGGCAUAUUUGUUUGUUACAACAUAUUAGUGAACCAGGUAAUCUGAACUUGACCAGCUAUUGAUGUUUUCUUUUCAACAUUACCAGACCACUUGCGGGGGAGGGGGGGGGGGGGGGGGUGCACUUGUUGAGGACGGGUAAUGUAUCUAUAAAAGAGAAGACUCCCAAGUUUUCUCUAGUUUCUGGUUUGAGGUCAUACGUAGGACAUACUUGUAAUUGCAUUUUUUGGUGAGAUAUAUUGUCCUAGACAUACUUCAAUGGAUUAAUGUCUAUUCAAAAACACAAUAUCAAGUUGACUUCAGUUAACUUGCUAAUGCACUUAAAUAGUGGUUGAGUAGGAUUUUUUUUUCUGUAUGUAGAUGUAUUGAAAUAGAAUAGCAAGAAGAGAUAACUGCAACGGAUUUAUUUUUGUGCACAAUAAACUGUUUUUCUGUACAGAAUAGUUUCUAUAUGUAAACAGGUGAUGUAUGUUAUGUACACAAAUUUGUAAUAUUGACAAUAGUAAUAAUGUUUUGAAUAUUCACAUAUGUAUGAUUUUGCAGGUGUUUUUUUCUGAUUAUUUAUGUAGCAAAAUUUCCUAGUUUUUCAAAGUUUAUAGGUUUGUUACAUUUUAAGGAUGAAAGCAUCUGCUCAAUGUGUACUACAGCUUUCACAUCUGUUAACUGUCAUAUCUUCUUCUUUUUUAGGUGCUGUACAUUUUUAGUUAGCUCAACAUAAAAGUAAAAAAAAAAAAUGUUUUGAUACAGAAUUCUGGAUCAACAUCAUACUUGGGGUAGAUUUGUUUUUGUUUCAGUCAGUACUUUAAAAACUAUUUACAUGUAUUUUCUUUUCAAUUGCUAGUGGUUUUACCAGUAAAAAUAAAUUUCUGGGUUUUUUUUCUUCUUUUCUUCUUUAUUUUAUUGUCAGCAGUAGCCAUUAGCUUUUCAUCCAUCAAACCUUUUAUUGUCGGCUACAAAGUUGGUUUAGAGAUCUUGUUUGUAUCUAGUCUUGAAUAGGGUAUUACAAAAUUAAAAACUUUGAAAAAUCUGGAAUAUUUCGGUAUGAACCUAUUUGUACGAUAUAUAUUUGUACUGUUACCAAUAUGAAUGUGUAUGUAUUGUUUUCUUUGCAUUAUGUUUUUUUUCUUUCUGUAUGUUGCUGGGCUUGUUUUUGGUCACCUUGCCUUAAAUAAUCAUUUCAGCCAGUCUUGUAUCAUACAGGACUUCCAUUGAAUGGCAUAUUUCCAUAACAUGUUAUACCUUCGCCUUUAAUACAUUUAAAAAACACACAAAACAUUCUUUAAUUAAGCUGCCAUCUUUUUUCUGCUACAUAUGCAAAUUUGUGUAUUUGACAAUUAUUGGUGUUGUUAUGUGUUUCCAUUUGAUACAGUGUUGAUAAUAUUAUUGUACUCGAAGUAGACCCACUACAAUUAUUUUGCGAUAGACCUCCUUUUUAAAAAAAAAAGCUCAUCAAACACAUGGUGAAAUAGAGCUAUUUUUGAUUUGCAGCUGUUUACUGUAUAUCUGCAUUCAAUAUUUGGUCAGUGGUAUUCAUAGUUAUGUUAUGGAGAGAAUCUUAAACUCGUUUUUAAAGAAAACAGGGCAUUUCUCCAUUUCCAAAAAAAGGCAGGUAACACUUGUAUGGUUAUGUCGUCUGACGUGCUGUUUAGCACAACUGUUGUUUUGCAUUUGUUACAGGUAUUCUAUUUGGCUUUACACAGAAUGAGGCCAAAUUUAAACUAAUGUCAUGUUUACAAACUUAACAAAAAAUGAUCUCAAAGAAAACAUUUAAAAACAAAUAUUAAAAGUAUAUUACUGUAAUAGACAUUUGUGAAAUUGGAUAUUUAAAAUACAUAUAUAUAUUGAUUUGUUCAUGUAAGCAGUCUCCUGCAGAUUGGUUCCUGCAGGCUUACUAAGUUGAUGUGUGUUUAAGUAUGGGUUCUGAGUGUCAAUAAAUUUGCAAUCCUGUAUGUAAACACAAGCACAAAAAUAGCAUCUUAGUAGUUAUAUUUUACAUUGAAAAAAGAAGGAAAACCCAAUUCACUCAGAUUAAAAAAAAGGCUUUGUUUUACAUUUUUCAUGUGUUGACUUCACAAAAAAAAAAAACCCACAUAUUAAAUUAAAUUUUUAUCUUCUUGUUUAGUACUGAUACCUGAAAAAAAUUAUACUUAAGAAGUUCCUCUAUGCUAUAAACAUGAAUGUGUUUUGAGGGUAACUGAAUGGUUAUGAUAAAACCAAUUUACUUUGACCUACAUUCACUGUGGUCAUUUAUAUUUUACUGUUACAUUUAUACUGUAUGAAACACCACAAUAGGUAAAUAUACAAAAAAAAAGAGUACCAUUGUUUAAGCUAUGUGCAGGAUAUUUAGCAUUGCACCUGGCUUAAAUAAUCGUCAGUUUUUCAACAUAUCAGUGUUCUAUAAAUAUAAUAAAUUACUUGACAGAAGAUUUUUCAAAAUAUACCUUACUAUAUAAAUAUGGUCCAAUCAAAUGAUAACGGAAACAACACAUUUUAGUAUUCUUCCUUUGCUACAUAUAUUUUUGCAUAUGUGAUUGACACUCAGAAAAUAUAUUUGUUGACUGAUGGCCCAUCUAGAAGUCUGUUCUUUAUACCUGAAAAAGUGCUUCCCAUGUCAUGUAUAUUAUAAUUCUUUAUACUAAAAUUUACUGUGGUUUUAUUGUUUCCAUGCCUUAUAACUAUAAUGGGAGAUGUGUAUUUGAUGUGUUAAUACUUAUAUAAGACUAAAUUAAUAUCUAAUUGCACAAAUAUGUGGAACAGAUUUUGUUAACUACUUCUACCAAUGUAAUAUUUUUUGUUUGGAAAAUAGUUUAAGGCAAUGUAAAAUUGAAGCAUACAAAUAUUGGUCACUAAUGGUUGGGCAAAGCUAUUGGGCUGUACCCUUAUUAAUUUGACACUUUACGUUUGAAGGUAAAAUGCAGUGAUUUAUAAGUGAUUUUCAUAAGGAGCACAUUUUGAGGUAUAAGGAAUUAAAUAUGGACCUGCCAUUAAAACAAAAAUGGAAUCUGAACAAUUAUUUUGAAAAUGGCUAUCCUCACCAGAUAGUGGGGGUAAGCUGUGACAAUACAAAAGUAAAACAAAAAAAAUAAAAAAAUCUUCAUUG